This is a messenger RNA of Choloepus didactylus (southern two-toed sloth), 1021 nucleotides long. RefSeq names its product tumor necrosis factor receptor superfamily member 6-like. Gene Ontology annotation, biological process: positive regulation of apoptotic process; TRAIL-activated apoptotic signaling pathway. Gene Ontology annotation, molecular function: protein binding. The coding region runs from base 1 to 936 and encodes 311 amino acids. NCBI's taxonomy places the organism in Eukaryota, Metazoa, Chordata, Mammalia, Pilosa, Megalonychidae. The record is from RefSeq and is a predicted model, not a curated record. Gene Ontology annotation, cellular component: cell surface; plasma membrane. The transcript has 12 exons.
AUGCCGCUGCGAGGUUCCGCGGACGCCUGUCGUCAGGCGGCUCUUUGCGCGCUGGGUCCCCGGCGUCCGGGCCUGACGCUGGCGGGUGGCGGCCUCGGCCUGGGGCCGGAAGCUCUCCAGGGCCUGGAGCGCAGCGUUGGCCUCUGGGCGCCGCCUCCGGGAGCCCCGGCCUGGGGAACCCGUGGGCCGGGGGCGGGGCCGGGGUUUCGUCAGAUGCGCACUAUGUUCGCGCUCGCUGCCCUGUCGCUGCCGCUGCUGCUGCUCCGGGUGCAGAUGACGGCGACCCCUGCCCCGCCCCACCUGAUUCCCACCGGGAGCCGGGAGGCCGCUGACCCGCUGGGCUGUGGGCCCCACGAGUACUGGACGGCCGGACGCUGCUGCAGGCCCUGCCCUCCCGGCCAGCGCAUCGGCAAGCACUGCAGUGUGACCCACAGUGUCGGAGAGUGUGUCUCCUGUGAGUCGGGGACCUUCUCGGAUGUCCCCAACGAGGACACCUCCUGCCGUCGGUGCACCCGGUGCCGCACAGCAGACCAGGAGAUGGUGGCUGAGUGCUCGCUGACCAGUGACCGGCACUGCCAGUGCAGGACGGGGAGCUUCUACUGCGACUCCCCUGCAGAGUGCCCCGAGAGCUGCUUCCGGUGCUCCAGGUGUCUGGAAGACACCGUCCCCCUUUGGCCGUGCAACGCCACGAGGGACACCGUGUGUGGCCCAGCUCACCCUGGGUCUGGAAACAGAAACCUGCUGUGGAUCUGCGUCAUCGUGCCACUGAGCUUCCUCACCGCCGGCCUCUGGUACUGUCACAGAAAAGGGCGCCUUCGGAAGUGGGUCAUCGGCUACGUGAAACGGCAGUUGAGUGCACCAGGUCCCCAGGCGGCUCAGGAGGGGCUGGGCCAUGAGGUCCCCUACCCCAAAGCUCUCUUUGCCUGCGGAGGAUGAACCUCAAAAUCACCGGGUGGCAUUAAAGAAGGUGAGUGACACGGAUCGCUGCAGGCUCCAGGGAUGAAAGUCUAGAAAACGCCAG